GACCCCUGGUCCCAGGUGCGAGUCAUCAACAGACCAGCAGGCUUACAGACUCAGCCAGCCAGUAACACGCUGUCCUUCGCCCCGGCCCAGCUACAGAUCCAGUACCUGCAGCAGCAGACCGCGACCGGAGCCUUGGGCCAACCUGUACAAGUGAUGGGCUCCAACAACCAGCUGCUGAUGACUCCGGUGGUGGCGGGCCAGAACCCUGUGCCCACACUGCUACAGAACGCGACGGGCGUAUUCCCCAUGGCGCGCCCCGCCCAGCAGACGCAGCAGCCCCAGCCCGGGAUGGGUCAGUUCAUCAUACAGGGCUCGUCCAUGACCACUUUCAGGGGCUUACCUCCGCAGAUGUAGACUACGGUACCGCCGUCUUUGGUCAAAGAUCGUACAUAACAAGAGUACAUGACAAGAUAAUUCUCUCGGCCAGAGAUCGUACAUUACAUAGCAAGAUGGUUCACUCAGUCAAAGAUCGUACAUUACAUAACAAGGUAGUUCACUCAGCCAAAGAUCGUACAUAGCUAGAUAGUUCACUCCUCUCUUUGAACCAUUUUUUAAAAAGAUGUCCUCAAAAUUCGGUGUCGCCCUCUUCGAAAAAAUGCGGACUUUGCUAUCAGAGUUGGCCUACUUGUGUGAAAAAAACUAUUUAAGUGAAACUAACUAUGCUAUUCCUAUUCUUCUUCUUGAGAAACGAAAAA
Molecule: messenger RNA, 695 nt
Organism: Aplysia californica (California sea hare)
Lineage: Eukaryota; Metazoa; Mollusca; Gastropoda; Aplysiida; Aplysiidae
Source: RefSeq, a predicted model, not a curated record